This is a messenger RNA of Helicoverpa zea (corn earworm), 703 nucleotides long. RefSeq names its product endocuticle structural glycoprotein SgAbd-3-like (gene CPR52). Gene Ontology annotation, cellular component: chitin-based extracellular matrix. Gene Ontology annotation, molecular function: structural constituent of chitin-based larval cuticle. The record is from RefSeq and is a predicted model, not a curated record. The transcript is spliced from 4 exons. The coding region runs from base 11 to 538 and encodes 175 amino acids. Lineage: Eukaryota; Metazoa; Arthropoda; Insecta; Lepidoptera; Noctuidae.
AGAAGCAACUAUGAAAUUCUUCAUCGUCCUAGCCUUGGUGUCAGCAGCAUCAGCUGCUCGCCUAGACAACUCCAUCUACCUACCUCCCAACGCCAGAUCCUCAAGUGGAGCCAGCGCUGGUCUUCAAGCCCCGUUCGGAGGACCUGACCAUGCAGCCAUUGGUCAAGGAAGACAGGGUCCUGGAAGUCAGGCUGAGAUCUUGAACUAUGAGAAUGAGAUCAAUGAGGAAGGGUAUAGGUAUGCUUAUGAAACCAGUGACGGAACUAAGGCUGAGCAGCAAGGCCGCGUAAUCCCAGGUGCUCAACCCGAAGAAGGUUCAUUAGCCGUCUCAGGAUCCUACUCGUACAUCGGUGAUGAUGGUCAGACGUACACCGUGACGUACACAGCUGAUGAGAACGGUUUCCAUGCUGAAGGAGCUCAUCUGCCGACACCGCCGCCCGUGCCUGAGGAGAUCUUGAAGAGUUUGCAGCUUACGGAUAGGUCUCAAGGUCAAUACGACAGCAAUAAAAGCAGCUACGACGCCGACGCGGGAUACUAAAACUAAAAUCUACAAACUUACUAACAAACUAAAACUAAAAUUUAUAGUUACUACGACUUAGUCGUUGACUGUACACGCCAUAGUACAGUCGAGCACAAAAUUCUAUGAAAUAAGUGUAACUUAGUCUGAGUGAUCAAUUGGACGAAGUGGCCAGUACCUGUUCUG